Penicillium bovifimosum is the source of this 759-nucleotide messenger RNA. RefSeq names its product mitochondrial 54S ribosomal protein uL16m. Gene Ontology annotation, biological process: mitochondrial translation. Gene Ontology annotation, cellular component: ribosome; mitochondrial large ribosomal subunit. NCBI's taxonomy places the organism in Eukaryota, Fungi, Ascomycota, Eurotiomycetes, Eurotiales, Aspergillaceae. The record is from RefSeq and is a predicted model, not a curated record. Gene Ontology annotation, molecular function: rRNA binding; structural constituent of ribosome. Bases 1 to 759 code for a protein of 252 amino acids. The transcript is spliced from 2 exons.
AUGGGUCCCCAGAUCAAGAUGUUCGCCGGGUCACUUUCCACCUGCACACGGCCAACCUUGUCGGGACCGCUAGCCACCUUUUCUCUAUCACGAUGCUUCUCUACCACUCCGCGCGCCCUUGACUGGCUGACGCCGAAAUUCCAAGAAAAGUCCAAAUCGCCCAAGGGCCGCCCUCACGUCGCGACCGGCGGUUCCAUCCGAGGAACGACAGUCGUGUGGGGAGACUUCGGCUUGCGCAUGAAAGACCACGACCGCCGCAUGCCGGCUUCCGCAUUGAAGAUCGCCGAAGAAACCAUCAAGAGGCGACUACGAGGAAUGAACUAUAAGCUGUACAAACGUGUCAGUGCCAAUAUUGGUGUUUACACUAAGGGUAAUGAACAGCGUAUGGGUAAGGGUAAGGGUAAGUUCGAUUACUGGACUGUCCGACUGCCCGUGAGCCGAAUUGUCUUCGAAUUGAAGGGAGAUGUCCACGAGAAGGUCGCCCGCGAGGCAUUCAGAUUGGCCGGUCACAAAUUGCCAGGUUUGUUACAUCCACUUGGAACUAACUAUCUGUUGGACACGAAAGAUGCUCAUUAUUAUUCACUAGGUCUCUGGGAAUUCGUCAACAAAAAUGACCCCCCUGUCGUCGGUAUUACAAAGCUCGGAAACGGUGUCACUCUUGAGUCUCUCAAGCGGGCGCGCAGAAACCCGCCCCUCGGUACCGAUGAGCUCGCCUCAGCCCCGAAGAGUGCGUCCUCGAGCUCCGAGCCCACCCAAUAA